This is a messenger RNA of Impatiens glandulifera, 423 nucleotides long. Its product is annotated as RING-H2 finger protein ATL40-like. NCBI's taxonomy places the organism in Eukaryota, Viridiplantae, Streptophyta, Magnoliopsida, Ericales, Balsaminaceae. The record is from RefSeq and is a predicted model, not a curated record. The transcript has a single exon. The coding region runs from base 1 to 423 and encodes 140 amino acids.
AUGGAGAAUUCAUCAACCUUACCUACAUGGGAGACGGGUCACACUAAGAGGCUAAUCCAUGCCGGAGACUUGAAUCCAUGGUUAGUUAUUCUAGUUAUCUUUACAAUCUUUAUUGCUAUAUUCAUAAUGUACACAUUGUACAAGUACUACUCCCCGACUCCACCAAAUCUUCCCCGUCAACUCAAGUUGCAACCGCUACGAAGACUCGAUAACAACAUCAUCGAGUCAUUCGUCGUUGAAGACUUCUUGCCCGGGAUUCAGCAAGAAAAUCAUUGCAGUAUUUGCUGCUUUGAUUUUGAAGAAGGGGAUAGGGUUGUAACAUUACCUAGUUGCAAUCAUCGUUUUCACGAUGGUUGUAUUAGGAAAUGGUUUGAAAAUCAAACCAAUUGUCCAAUGUGUCGAUUUGAGUUCAUGGCUAGUUAA